Rotaria sp. Silwood2 is the source of this 564-nucleotide messenger RNA. The record is from the annotation of a GenBank genome assembly. NCBI's taxonomy places the organism in Eukaryota, Metazoa, Rotifera, Eurotatoria, Philodinida, Philodinidae.
AUGAAAUUACGAAAUCAAACGUCAAAUGAUAAAGAUGAUACAGCAAUAUUAACGCCAGAUACUCUAAAUAAAGAGAAUCGAAUAAUUCCAAUUUCAACCGAACAAUUAAUACAAGUUCAACAAAAUGAUAAUUACGCAAAAAAUAUUCUGAACAAUAUCAAGCAUUAUAAACAUUAUAUUAUAAAUAAUAAUCUUUUGCUACGUCGUACGAAUCCUCCAGUUCCUUAUUUACCACAAGGUGAUCUUCGAAAAACAAUUCUGAAUAUUUAUCAUGAUACUGCAGCCAAUGACAUUGAUAGUUAUGUUAAAUCAUGUAUUUUAUGUGCUCAAUUUAAUCCUCGUCGACAAAAAACUCCUGGUACAUUAAAACCUAUUCAACCUCCUGAUGGAGUUUGGCAAUUAGUAUCUAUGGAUUUUCAUGGACCUAUUACUCCAACAACUCAACGUGGAAAUAAAUAUAUUAUAUCUCUUACCGAUGUAUUAUCAAAAUUCGUCAUUACAAAAGCUGUACGUGAUAAUACAACUCACACAGCUGUUAGAUUUCUCAUAGAAGAUAUUAUUUGA